UUCUUGCUCCGACAAAACACCAACCUUAACGGCUCCAAAUCCCUUGGUUACUAUUGCUCCAAAUUCAUCAUCUUCGCAAUCUCUCUGUUACCAUCUUUAUCAAUACUCCUCUUUUGAACCUUUUUUCUUUUGGUUAAUCAGUUUCUUAUCUUAUCUUUUUUUUUUGUCCUCUUUAUGUACAAUAUUACCUACUGUAACGUUUCUUGAUAGAAAGAUAUGAGCAGAGAGAAGAAUAAUAUACAAAGUUGUUAUUUUCUCUCUGUAAUCCAUGUCUUUGCUAUUAUCUUAUUAUUAUCUGUGCAACCCAUUUCUUGCCAGGAUGCUCAAAGCAACAAUAAUCCAGCCGCGGAGCAACUCCUCUCCCAGCUGGUCUAUAACAGUUUUUCAAAUUUCACCGCCGUUUUCAAGAGUGACAUAAAGAAACACUUUGGUUUCUGCAUAACGGACGUGGAUUCAGAUUGGAAUAUGGCAUUCAAUUUCUCCAAAAAUACAGAUUUUAUUACGGAUUGUGCCAGGAAAACUAAAGGAGAUAUGACACAGCGGAUAUGCACAGCAGCAGAAAUCAAGUUCUACUUCAAUAGUUUCUUUUCACAAGGAUCAAAGAGUUCCAAUUAUUUAAAACCUAACAAAAACUGUAAUUUAAGCACAUGGGUUUCUGGAUGUGAGCCAGGAUGGGCUUGUAGUGUUGGUCGUGGUAAAAAGGUUGACCUCAAAAAUUCAGAAACUAUGCCUGAUAGAAGCACAGAAUGUCAACCCUGUUGUGAGGGUUUCUUUUGCCCCCAUGGUCUUACGUGCAUGAUACCAUGCCCGCUAGGUGCUUACUGCCCACUUUCAAAAUUGAAUAAAACCACCGGUAUAUGUGACCCAUACAAUUACCAAACACCUGCUGGAAGGCCAAAUCAUACUUGUGGGGGAGCUGAUAUUUGGGCUGAUAUUUUGAGUAGCAGAGAGAUAUUCUGUCCACCAGGAUCAUUUUGUCCAUCCACUGUCCAGAAACUGCCUUGCAGUAGUGGAUAUUACUGUAGGACUGGUUCUACAUCUCAAGCAGGGUGUUUUAAGUUGGCAACUUGUGAACCAAAAUCAACAAAUCAAAACAUCACUGCAUAUGGCAUCUUGAUUUUUGCUGGAUUGUGUUUUUUGCUUAUCAUCAUCUAUAACUGUUCUGAUCAAGUUCUCGCAACUCGAGAGAAAAGACAAGCAAAAACUAGGGAGAAGGCAGUUCAAAGUGUGAGAGAAACUGCACAAGCACGGGAAAAAUGGAAAUCUGCAAAAGACAUUGCCAAGAAGCACGCAAUUGGACUGCAAACUCAAUUAUCUCGCACAUUUUCUCGUACAAGAUCUAAAAGACAAGCAGAGAUGUCAAAAGGCACUGGUAAAGGUAAAGAUGGAGGUGAUUCAAAAGGAAAGAAAAAGGAAAAAGCGAGCCUUACAAAGAUGCUGCAUGAAAUUGAGGAUAAUCCUGAGAGUCACGAAGGCUUCAAUAUGGAGAUAGGAGAUAAAAAUCUAAAAAAGAAUGCACCAAAGGGUAAGCAAUUGCAUACUCAGAGCCAAAUGUUCAGGUAUGCAUAUGGACAGAUUGAGAAGGAAAAGGCUAUGCAGGAGCAGAAUCAGAACCUAACCUUUUCUGGGAUGCUUUCAAUGGCUAGUGAUAUUGAAAUUAGAAAGAGACCCAUGAUUGAGAUAGCGUUUAAAGACCUAACCCUCACUUUGAAGCAUAAAAACAAACAUCUGCUAAGGUGUGUGACUGGAAAAUUAUCACCUGGCCGAGUUUCCGCUGUCAUGGGUCCCUCUGGGGCUGGAAAAACAACAUUUCUUUCUGCUUUGACUGGAAAGGCAAGUGGAUGCCAUGUGUCUGGAAUGGUUUUGGUAAAUGGUAAGGCAGAACCAAUCAAGGCAUACAAGAAAAUCAUUGGUUUUGUGCCUCAAGAUGAUAUUGUGCAUGGAAACUUGACAGUAGAGGAGAAUCUUUGGUUCAGUGCAAGAUGCAGGCUUUCUGCUGAUCUACCGAAACCAGAAAAGGUUCUAGUUGUUGAAAGAGUCAUAGAGGCCUUAGGGCUGCAGCAUGUGCGAGAUUCUCUAGUUGGAACAGUGGAGAAGAGAGGGAUUUCUGGAGGUCAAAGGAAACGAGUGAAUGUGGGGCUUGAAAUGGUUAUGGAACCUUCACUUCUGAUAUUAGAUGAACCUACAUCUGGUUUGGAUAGCUCCUCUUCCCUUUUGCUGCUUAGAGCUCUGCGACGUGAAGCUCUUGAGGGGGUAAACAUUUGCAUGGUUGUCCACCAACCGAGUUACACAUUGUUCAGGAUGUUUGAUGAUUUGAUACUUCUAGCAAAGGGGGGCUUAACAGUGUACCAUGGAUCAGUGAAGAAAGUCGAAGAGUACUUUAGUGGCCUCGGAAUUACAGUACCUGAGCGUGAGAAUCCUCCAGAUUACUUCAUUGACAUUUUAGAGGGGAUAGUAAAACCUGCAGGAGUGAACUAUAAACAACUUCCGAUUAGAUGGAUGCUUCACAAUGGCUACCCAGUUCCUAUGGAUAUGCUGCAGAAUGCUGAUGCAUUGGAAGCAUCAACGAGUGACUCGACUCAUGGAGCCAGUUCAAGUGAAAAUGGAUCUGAACCACAGUCCUUUGCUGGAGAGUUCUGGCAGGAUGUGAAAUCUACUGUCGAGGUGAAGAAAGAUGAUAUAGAAAACAAUUUUAUAGACUCAGGCGACUUAUCCAAUAGGAGAACCCCUGGUGUUUUUCUACAGUACAGAUACUUCUUGGGAAGGAUAUGCAAACAGAGACUACGAGAAGCAAGGACACAGGCUGUAGAUUAUUUAAUUUUAUUACUUGCUGGAAUUUGCUUAGGAACAUUAGCUAAAGUGAGCGAUGAAACUUUCGGAGUUCUUGGUUACACAUACACCGUCAUUGCAGUUUCUCUACUUUGCAAGAUCGCGGCUCUGAGAUCAUUUUCUUUGGAUAAGCUACAUUACUGGAGAGAGAGUGCUUCUGGCAUGAGCAGCUUGGCUUAUUUUCUUGCAAAGGAUACAGUUGAUCAUUUCAACACAUUUGUGAAGCCACUUGUGUAUCUAUCAAUGUUCUAUUUCUUUAACAAUCCAAGAUCAACAGUCACGGACAAUUAUGUAGUUUUGAUUUGUCUGGUUUACUGUGUGACUGGGAUAGCUUAUGGACUAGCCAUUUGCUUUGACCCUGGUCCAGCUCAACUGUGGGCAGUGCUUCUUCCAGUUGUUUUGACUCUAAUAGCAACCCGCGGAGACAGCAAAUUUAUUACAAAACUAUCUGACUUGUGUUACACUAAAUGGGCAUUGGAAGCAUUUGUUAUAUCAAAUGCCAAAAGAUACUAUGGUGUAUGGUUGAUAACGCGGUGUGGUUCGCUCAUGGAAAGUGGGUACGAUCUCGGUCACUGGUAUCGUUGUUUAAUCUUCCUCAUUGCAUUUGGAUUAGCUUGCCGUAUUCUCGCCUUCAUGAACAUGAUUACUUUUCAUAAGAAGUAAAUUCCACACUUCAUGUACAAAGUAGAAAAAUAUUGAUGCAAACAUUCUUAGAAACUUACACAGAAUUGAAACAUGCUGAGAAAAGAUAUGGUCGGUAGUCCUUCAAGGAGUUGAAGAAGACUACUUGGGGGUUCAUUGUUUAUGGGGAAACAUGUAUAAAGGAAUUUCAUCCACAAAGCAGUAUGUUAAUCUAGAUGAGGCCGCAAUGUAAAUCAUACCAAAGUAACUUUCUGUAUUAUCGUUUUGUGUAAAGGGUUCAUCUUUUUUCUUUUUCUUCUCUUUUCCCCUUCUCUUGUUAUACCUAUUUGACAAACACCAGAGUAGGAAUUUAAUAAAGGCACGCCCAUUUUCCCCUUUCUUUUUA
Messenger RNA from Jatropha curcas, 3856 nucleotides. RefSeq names its product ABC transporter family protein (gene ABCG28). Gene Ontology annotation, biological process: transmembrane transport. Gene Ontology annotation, molecular function: ATP binding; ATP hydrolysis activity; ABC-type transporter activity. The record is from RefSeq and is a predicted model, not a curated record. Gene Ontology annotation, cellular component: membrane. Lineage: Eukaryota; Viridiplantae; Streptophyta; Magnoliopsida; Malpighiales; Euphorbiaceae.